Molecule: messenger RNA, 594 nt
Organism: Moneuplotes crassus
Lineage: Eukaryota; Ciliophora; Spirotrichea; Euplotida; Euplotidae
Source: the annotation of a GenBank genome assembly
AUGCAAAUCCACAAGAAAAAGAGAAAGUUUGAAAUGGGAAGACAACCAGCCAUAACUAAACUCGGAAAGAAAAAAACACUAUUAAACUAUCCUUGGCAGUCCGAAAGUGUGUCCUUCAAAACAAAAAACUAUAAUACUGUAUACAAUGCUACCAAUAACGAGCUCACCAGAACUAAGACCCUUGUCAAGAAUGCUAUUGUCCAAAUUGAUUCAACUCUAUUCAGAAACUGGUACUUCCAACAUUAUGGUAUUGACUUGUCUGGUAAGGCAGCCACCAUCAAGAGAUCAGGCCACGCCAAGGAUAAGCUCAAGGCCACGCCAAGGAUAAGCUCAAGGCCAAGCAAGAAAAAAGAACUAUUGACUAGAAAGUCGCAAAUAUGAUUGCUAAAGGUAAAGUGCUUGCUGCAAUCUCCUCAUGAUCAUGACAGUCUGGAAGAGCUGCUGGAUACCUUUUGUAAAGAAAAGAACUUUAAUUCUACCUUAAGCAGAUGGAAAAGAAAAAUAAUCGCUACAAUUUUUCCUAAGGAUUAUGCCCACAAUUACUCUUGUCUUUAUGCUUCGUCUGACAGUAAAUACAUAAAAGAAUUUGUUUAG